UGAAGAAUCUCAAAUAUAAAAUAUAUUUUGAUUUAACACUUUUUUGGUUAGUACAUGAUUCCAUGUGUUAUUUCAUAGUUUUGAUUUCUUCACUAUUAUUCAUUUUAUUCACACUGGCCUUGACUUUGAAUGAGGAAUCAACUCUUUUGCCAGUUCACUCAACUUAUUUGGUGGGCCGAGUCCUCUUUGCAUUCACAAUGCUAUGUUUAGCAUUGAAGAUUUUACAAAACACAUUGACUUAAACUUAACUUGCAAUUAAUUUGUUUUGUUUGAUGUACAUUUCAAGUGAAAAAUCUGAGUCUCAUCAUCAUUCCGUUACUAUGGAAUUGCCCUUUAGCUAACAUCAACAUUGGUGCCAUUGUUGCCUUUUAUUUUGGCUUUGUUGUUAAGCCUUUUGAUCUAACUCAACAUUUGGGUGGUUUAUUUUGUUAUUGACAGGUCACGAGUCUGAUCAUCAUCUUCUGAAAAUUGGAUCCAAUGGAUCAAUAUGUGAGAUAUGGAAAUAUUGGUCAGUCAGAAGAGCUUUUUGAUCAAUCAUUGCAUUGGAGUGAGGUUAAAGAGGAGGCUGAAGAAUGUCAGAUUUCAGCUGUGCCAUUAGGAGUUGAAACAUCACAGGUUUUUAAAAAAGAGGACACUGAUGGACAAGAUCCUUCCUUUGAAACAGUUUCAGACGUCCAUGGAGUCGCAGAGCAAGAGCGUGGACCUAAAGGCAAGGUGCUGCCUUCACCAGCCCCAGUCAAAGAGGAGUCUGAAGAAUGCUCCCUUCUGCCAGUAGAUGAAGAGGAGGUUACCUUAAUUACAGUGAAGGAAGAAGAGAAUGAAGAUGAGUUGAAGUCAGAAGAUGAGAACAUUGUGAAAGUGUCAGUGCCUUGGGAGCCGUUGGAAACAUCACCAUCAUACUCGGAUACAGAUGAUACAGAGGACAGUGAGAUGGAAGGUGAUAAUGUGCGGGACUGUGAAAACGAUGAGCAUGACGUUUCAGUAGGAUUGAAGAUUGAAGAUUGCAGCAGGACAUCAUUGGAUCAAGGGACUGCACCAGGUGACUCUAAAGGUGUGUCCUCCUUCUAUCCAUGCCCCCAAUGUGCGCUCGGCUUCACCAUAGAGCGCUUUUUCCAUGGGCACCUCAAGAGGGACCACCCCAAAGAGUACAUCGCAAUGUUGAAGUCUGGGAAAAUCAUAGCAAAAAAAGAAAACAGUGUACAGCUGACCCCAGCCACAUGCCCGCAAUGUGGCAAAAGCUUCUACAAUAAAUAUGUAAUGCAAACACACAGAAGGACUCACACAGGGGAGAAACCCUAUCAUUGUGUAGACUGUGGGAAGAGCUAUGUCUGCGCUGAAUCACUUAAAACACACAGAAGGACUCACACUGGGGAGAGACCAUAUAAAUGCUUUGAGUGUGGGAAAGGAUUUGGAGAACGAUCCCAACGGAUUAGACAUGAAAUGAUCCACACAGGAAGACCAUAUAAAUGCUCUCAAUGUGACAAAUGUUUUUGCUUUUCCAGAGAUUUUAAGAGACAUCAGUUGACACAUAAGAAGACCCACACUGGACAUAGACCCUAUAAUGUCCACAGGUGUAAGAAGUCCUCUGGCCAGCUAGAAGCUCUCAAAGCACACCAGAAAACACACAAAGGAAAAAAUACUUUUCAGUGCUCUGUGUGACAAUUGUUUUGGAUUUUUCAGAGACCAUACCAUACAUCAGUUGACACGAACAGGGGAGAAAUCGUUCACACAGCACCUAAUGUCCUAUAAACACCAGCCUGAGAGGCUUGAAGGAAGUCACAAUAUCAUCUGCUACAGAAUCGCAAAGUGUCACAGAUGUGUGCCCUCGACUCAGUCUGGUGUCAAACUUUAACCAUAACAUUCAACACUGGCAGACAUUUGAUAUUGUUAGUUAAAUAGGUCAAAAGUAUGAACAUCUUUACUUAGUUCCAACAGAUAAUUGUAGACUAAUAAGGGAAAUGUCUUCCCACACAUAUAAUCAUGCUAAUUACAUGCCAAUUAAUAUAAUCAGUAAAUCAAAUACUGGAAAAUAAUUGAUAAAUUCAUUUUCCCUUUACAGUCCCCCUUUGGUCAAACAGACAUAAACAUAUGUCGCGCCCUAUGACCACAGAUGCCUUAAUGCAUAUAGAUUACUACAAUCAAUCUGCCAUUUAAACAACAACAACAUUGUUUGCAACCAACCAGACAAGCUUUCACCACCAUCACCUGCUGCACAUUCUGCCUCAUCAGAUUCUCCCACACACCAGUAGCAUGAUAGAAGUUUCGAUAAGAUCUCCCCAUGCCUGCUCCAUGUGCUUAGUCUCAGGACACAUGCAUCGAUAGCUCAGAUGCUGUACACAGGUUGCUUCGCUCAGCCUAGUAGUUGAGAGACAGGGCAGUUGUGGAUGCUGUUUUUCAGCUGGUUAGAGAGGCUGGGGUCUUGCACUGAUCUGGUCAAAUUAAUCGGAUGCAUAUAGGUACCCUCUGGGGGCUGAAUGGCCAUCACCUCGAGGAAAUUAUAAGAUUAAUUAGGCCAUUACAAAUACAUAUUACCACAAGUACAUUCUUGACACAAUCAUUUUUAACAAGACACACAUGAUUAGUCAUCAACACGUGUCUCUGUUCUUGAUUAAACACAGGCAUAGUUAUACUCUUGUCUCACAACAAAAUUAUCUACCAUUCCCACUGGAACUGUCAGAUCCCCCAUUGAUUUUAUUUUUUCCCCCUGGUUUUGAAUGAGGUUAAACCCCUUUUCAUUAGAUAUGUAGAUAUGGUUCUGUGUGGCUCAGUUGGUAGAGCAUGGCGCUUGCAAAGCCAGGGUUGUGGGUUUGUUUCACACUGGGGACCGCUACGAAAAAAUAUGAAAAUGUAUGUACUCAGCACUGUACGUCACUCUGGAUAAGCGCAUCUGCUAGAUGACUAAAAUGUGAAUGUAAAUGUAAUAUCAUAUUUGUAUAUCUCCUUCAGGAUAAACAAAUACAGCAUAUAUUACAUUUUAAGUACACAGUGCUGAGCUGUCUGUUUAUUUAAAUUUUAUUUUACCAGGCAGGUCAAUUAAGAACAAAUUCUUAUUUAUAAUGAUAGCCUUUUUACCAAACAAAAAGUCAUAUUAGUUAUAAUUUCUAUUUAAUUUGUCCACCUAAAAGUAAAACAUUCCAUACUCCGGGAUUAUCCAAUAAGUGUCUCAAAUUACACAUACUCCUAUUUUCAUUUACUCUAACCUGGAGCCCCAAGUGUGGCUCCCAACAGGUUUUUAAAAAUGAAACACUUUUGUUCACAGGGAGGACACAGCACCCUUUACUUUCUCAUUAUUGGAAGGAAUAGUUUGUAUUUUAGUCUUAAGUUUUACUGUAGAAUUACCAAUCUCUGUUGGAUAUUCUUUAUUUGCUAUAUUAUAAAUGGGCUUCACAUACUUUUUUUUUUCUAAAAAAAAAGACAAGAGUAUUUAUUGUCCUGUCAGAGAAAUUUCACAUAUCAACACGGCUGCCUUCUCAGCCUAAUCUUAUAUUUUGACCAAAAGCUCCAGCCAUUCGCACGGCUGGCCCUUCACAUACCACCAUCUUUCUCCACGUUUUUGUAACUUUGUUCUACUAUGACAAAAGAAGCAGACAUCUAACAGGGGAUGGUGAAAGGCAAGUCACAAAUAUAGAACCAUAGUUCCAAAAGUAGACCAGUGGCAACCCAUCAUUCAGGGCAUGUGGGGUAGAGCCUACCUGUUUAGCAAAAAAAUACGAAUAUAUAUAUAUAUUUUUUGUUGUUGACGGUUUUGCAUGUUAUUUUGGCAUUAAUACGUGUCACAUAUCAGUUCGCAAACAAUGUAAAAGAACAACAUUAAGUUAAUAAAGCCGCAUA
Molecule: messenger RNA, 3831 nt
Organism: Oncorhynchus mykiss (rainbow trout)
Lineage: Eukaryota; Metazoa; Chordata; Actinopteri; Salmoniformes; Salmonidae
Source: RefSeq, a predicted model, not a curated record